This is a messenger RNA of Exophiala viscosa, 1155 nucleotides long. RefSeq lists its product as uncharacterized. The transcript is spliced from 4 exons. The record is from RefSeq and is a predicted model, not a curated record. NCBI's taxonomy places the organism in Eukaryota, Fungi, Ascomycota, Eurotiomycetes, Chaetothyriales, Herpotrichiellaceae. Bases 1 to 1155 code for a protein of 384 amino acids.
AUGACAAAGCGAAUCAAAUCACGUCCUGAAGACGAUGGCUCUCCCUCUCACUACCAUUUCCACGGUUCGAUCACCAACUUGUUCCUGAACAGCAACGUCAAUGGGCUGAACCAACCGCCUGCUACAUCAACACGCGAGGAGGAAGUUCAGCCAGCAAGAGAAGAGCUCAGAGAAGGUCUUGAUAUCUCCUUGAAGCGGUCCUGUGACGAUGCUGGCAUUGACGAUGAUAUUCUAGCAAUGGACAAUGGACCUGCAGCCAACGAGGCAGAUAAUCAAGCUGAAGAUGAGAUGAGUGCCGCUGGUGAAGACGAAAUGAAUGAAGCUCUUUCCACCUUUGCUAGAAGACUCGCAAAACAACGUGCUGAUGGUGAUGAACCUCAUGACAUGACGAGAUCACCAGUGAUAUGUACAGUUCCACGAGGAGGGGACACCUAUCUUCUCAAACUCCCAUAUCCACGGAUUGCGCCGAACCCGCCUGUGAUGAGUGAAUACGCCAAUAAUCUGCAUAUCCUCAAAAACAUUCUACAAACGGAUCAGUUGACCACCCUCGGUUUCCGACUAAGUGAAGGCUCUGUGGUCGACUUGGUGUCUAACCAUCUCGAGUGUUUGCUGCCUGAAAGAGUCUACACCGAAGCCUUACUAGCCGCAAUGUUGGAGGUUCUUUCAACGCCGAAGAAUCUGUUCGUUCUGGCUGGUUGGGAAGUCAGCUGGAAGCACUUGUCCAGCGACACCGAACGCGUCUGGUUCGUCCAGUACCGCCAGAAGCGUUGGACUGCCCUUUGCAUGCUGCUGCAAGAGCGCAAGUCAGGCAAUAAAAGACUUCAAUUCGCAUUAUACGACCCGGAGAAUGCGUUCGCCGACGAACCUUCGGCAUUCGCUGCCAGCAAAGCAAUGAGUGAACUGCGCGAUCAUGCAAAGUGGUCCGAGCUGACUCGCUGGCAUGAGAUCCAGCACAUCGGUACCGUCCAACAGGUUGAAUGCCCUGCACCGGAUGAAGAUAAUUGUUCAGGCCCAAGGGUGUUGCACUACCUUCUCGAGUCUCGUCCAAUGGCUCUAUCGCCACGUCAACCGCCAACUCACUGGCUUCGUGCAGAGCAUUUUGCAUUGCUGCAUGGGAUUCUAAGCGGAGAUGGAGCAUCUGAGAUCGUACUCUGA